CUUCAUAGGCUGUCACACCCUGUGCAGGACUCAGUCCCAGUCAGGACACAGCAUGGACAUGAGGGUCCCCACCCAGCUCCUGGGGCUCCUGCUGCUCUGGCUGCCAGGUGUGCGAUGUGACAUCCAGGUGACCCAGCCUCCACCCUCCCUGGCUGCCUCUUUAGGCGACACAGUCACCCUCACUUGCCGGGCCAGUCAGGGCAUUAGCAAAAACUUAGACUGGUAUCAGGAGAAACCAGGGAGACCUCCUACUCUCCUGAUGCAUCAUACUAAGGAUUUACACUCUGGGGUCCCAUCGAGGUUCAGCGGCAGUGGGUCUGGGACAGAUUUCACUCUCACCAUCAGGAACCUGCAGCCUGAAGACAUUGCAACUUAUUACUGUAUGCAGCAUAACAGUUCCCCUCCCACAGUGAUUCAAACCGUAACAAAAACCUCUCAAAGAAGCAGAAGAUGCAUAGAACUUAUUGUCCAUAUUUUGUCCUGUAGCAGAUUCCCUAGCAGAAACUAUACUCACACAGUCUCCAGCGUUCUGGCAGUGGCUGUAGGAGGCAAGGCGACCAUCACCUGCAAGGCCAGUACGGACACUGAUGAUGAUAUGCAGUGGUAUCAACAGAAACCAGCAGAAGCUCCUAAGUUCCUUUUUACAGGAGCUGCUACUCUCACCUCUGGAAUCCCUUCCUGGUUCAGCGGCAGUGGGUAUGGUACAGAUUUUACCCUGAAAUGCCAUAUCCCCCUUGCUGUUUUUGUCACAAUCGAUACUGUGGAGACUACAAAAGCCUUCAGCACAGGAUCCACCUUACCAAUGUCCGUCUCCAGCUGGAGGCAAGAUCACAUGGCCAGGUCUUCAUCUGUUUUCAAAGUCACCAUUUCCCUCUCAAAGGAGAACAAACGAGCUAUCAGAAUAGACCUGGGUUAG
Molecule: messenger RNA, 916 nt
Organism: Chinchilla lanigera (long-tailed chinchilla)
Lineage: Eukaryota; Metazoa; Chordata; Mammalia; Rodentia; Chinchillidae
Exons: 4
Coding region: 53-916 (287 amino acids)
Biological process (GO): immunoglobulin production; immune response
Source: RefSeq, a predicted model, not a curated record